AUGGACCAGACGACGUACAUCUUCCUCCUACAAGGUGUUGGCUUCAUUCUCGGAGUCGUGGCGGCACAUUUGGCGGAGAAGCGGCUCAAUAUCCGGUUAAUCAUGGCGAUGUCACUAAUAACCGGAAGUAUUGGAAGCGGUGCUCUCCCGUGGGUCAAAAGCUAUCCGUAUCUUGCAAGCAUGUUUUUCAUGCAAGGCCUAGCAAAAGGACUUGUUGACUAUGCUGCAUUGUCAAUUUGCAACAAGCUCUGGCCUAACCAUAGAGGACUGGCAUUUCAGUUUGUUACGCUUGGAGCCGGUAUCGGAGCUUUCUUCAUUCCGUUCAUUGCACGACCAUUCCUGGCAACAGAUACUGUGACGUCACAAAGCAACGUGAAAUGCAAGAAUCCCGUUUCCGUGGGCACCAAAUCUGCUAGAGAUCAUCGGAGCUUCUGUAUUUCACCGGGCCACAUUGAAUACCCGUAUGUAAUUAUCGCGAUUCUCUGUGUUCCUCCCGCAAUAGCAUUCUGUUAUUAUUUCGUGAAAAGGAAGCAAUUCCCCUUGUCGGAGAAUAACUACCAACAGGUUGAGGUGGGCCUUAUGACGUCAUCACGACUGCACGCUUUGAUGAUGACCAUCCUGUUUUUUUUACAUAUUCCAGUUAUGUCAAUGCCGCUAGCAUAUGGCGAUCUUCUGACGUCAUACGGUGUCCACGGCAGGUGGCAUCUCAGCAGACGACACAUGGCUACGAUGACGUCAGUAUUCUGGGGAGCAUUCCUUGUAGGAAGGGUUUCUAACCUUGCUCUGACGAAUUGCGCGGAACAAUUCUAUUUGUUGUGUAUUAAUUUUGGCGGACUCUUUAUGACGAGCAUUAUUCUCUGCACGUGGACCACAGACUACGAAGUCGCCCUCUGGAUAGGAUCCGCUGGUCUGGGUUUCUUCUCUUCACCCUUCCUACCUAUGAUCCUGACCUGGGUGUCGGAAUGUGCAUGUCUGACCGGAAGUAUGAUAUCUGUCUGCCUGUGCGCCUCAGGUAUUGGAGAGGUGUUGGUGCCCGUUCUGUCAGGGUGGGUGUUUGUCCACGGCGGGCCGCAGUCACUGAUGUACUUGAUUGCCGGGAUCGUCCUCUGUGAAAUCCUCCUCUUUGUGGCGCUGGUCCUGGUGGCUAGGGAGACUAAGAGAUGUAGAGACGUGAUCAUCAACGAAGAGCUGGUCGACGAUACGUGA
Messenger RNA from Gigantopelta aegis, 1206 nucleotides. RefSeq names its product sodium-dependent glucose transporter 1-like. NCBI's taxonomy places the organism in Eukaryota, Metazoa, Mollusca, Gastropoda, Neomphalida, Peltospiridae. The transcript is spliced from 2 exons. The record is from RefSeq and is a predicted model, not a curated record. The coding region runs from base 1 to 1206 and encodes 401 amino acids.